This is a messenger RNA of Hyposmocoma kahamanoa, 609 nucleotides long. Its product is annotated as xaa-Pro aminopeptidase 2-like. The transcript has 3 exons. Lineage: Eukaryota; Metazoa; Arthropoda; Insecta; Lepidoptera; Cosmopterigidae. The record is from RefSeq and is a predicted model, not a curated record. The coding region runs from base 1 to 381 and encodes 126 amino acids.
AUGACUGGAGAACCUGCAUGGUACCAGAGCAACAAGUUUGGGGUGCGCUUGGGAAACGUGCUGGAGGUGGUGACCAAACCAGAGGGAUAUUUGGGCUUCCUCGAGACCACACUUGUACCUUUCGACCCGAAGCUCAUUGACAAGAGCAUGCUCACGGAUUACGAGGUACUCUGGCUAAACGCAUACAACGAGCGGAUAAGAAAGAUUGUGGGCCCAGAACUGAACGCGCAGGGAAUGCUCGAUGUUUACUACUGGAUGACCAACAAGACUAUACCCUUUGAAACGCAAGCCUCUAAAACCAUGAAGAGUACUAAUUCCGCUGUCAGUCUAGCGGAAAACUUACUUGGAAUUGUUCUGGUGAUUAUGAACGCUUUGGUUUAGUUUUCUAUUCAAAAUUGUAAUCAGUUACUCUCUAUAAGCGUAGAAUAGAAAUCUGCAGUGAUAAUGUGUAUGGCGUUUAGUCUAUCUCAUAGCAGGAUAUGGUAAACCGUGUUUUGAAUACCUGCCAACUUUGGUUAUCACAGUUUUAAUACUAAACAUAUUAGAAACAGCUAAGAGGUGGCGAAACCGUGUUGCGUAUACAACCUUGGAUGGAGCUGAAUUCGCAGC